Molecule: messenger RNA, 423 nt
Organism: Triticum turgidum subsp. durum (durum wheat)
Lineage: Eukaryota; Viridiplantae; Streptophyta; Magnoliopsida; Poales; Poaceae
Source: the annotation of a GenBank genome assembly
AUGGGGCGCCGCUCUGGAGGAGGAGGAGGCGGCGGCGGCUUCCGCAGCGCGCCACGGCCCGCAGCCCCUGCACCCAAGCCGGCGGCCAAGCAGUCGUCCGCCCCGGCGCCGGCCAAGACCGACAGCAGCAGCGCCCCGACCUCCAUCUUCGGAUCCAUCGGCUCUGCCGUCGCCGACGGGGUCGGGUGGGGCGUCGGGACCAGCAUGGCGCACCGGGCCAUGGAUUCCAUAAUGGGCCCGCGCACCGUCAGGGUCGUCGAGGAGCCGGCGCCCGCCGCGGACGCGUGCGGCAUCCAGAACCAGGCCUUCAGCAACUGCAUCUACGGCAACGAGAGCGACAUCAGCAGGUGCCAGAACUACUUCGACCUGCUCUGCCAGUGCCGCCGCGGAGGAGGAGCAGGAGGAGCGGCCACCAUCGCAUAA